Messenger RNA from Synchiropus splendidus (mandarinfish), 1257 nucleotides. It is a transcript of the gene ilkap, whose product is annotated as integrin-linked kinase-associated serine/threonine phosphatase. Lineage: Eukaryota; Metazoa; Chordata; Actinopteri; Syngnathiformes; Callionymidae. The coding region runs from base 160 to 1182 and encodes 340 amino acids. Gene Ontology annotation, biological process: protein dephosphorylation. Gene Ontology annotation, molecular function: protein serine/threonine phosphatase activity; cation binding. The transcript has 10 exons. The record is from RefSeq and is a predicted model, not a curated record.
GGAGUCGAAGAAGAAGCGAGCCGAGCCACAAGCGGAGCGACGCUCGUGCAGUCCCGCGGCCCAUCGCUGCAGCUUCACAUUGGAAACGUCAGGACGCGCGGUGGCACAUUCUGUCCGCUCGUUCUAGUGGGCCAGCACAGGCUGAGCUACGCGCCCAGGAUGGAUCUAUUCGGAGACCUGCCGGAGCCCCAGCACGCCGUCAGCGAGCGUCAGCCUCCCGGCCCCGCGGCGCCGGAGAGCAGCGUCAAGAGGAGACGCGACGAGGAGCAAGAGACGGAGAAGACCAAGAGGAUGUGUCAAGAAGGGCUGCUGCGUCUGCAGGGCUUUGUGUCUGAGUCUCAGGGAGAACGGGACGAGAUGGAGGACACUCACGUGAUGCUGAGUGACCUGCGAGAGUUGGGCCUGGACCAAGUCCCGGCCCACAUAUCCAAGGUCUCGUACUACGCCGUCUUUGACGGACACGGAGGCUCCCGGGCCUCCCGGUUCGCAGCCGACCACCUUCACAAGUAUCUGAUCCGGAACUUUCCCCGGGGGAAGACAGGCAACUUGGAGCAGCAGAUCAAAAAAUGUCUGGUGGACAGUUUUCGGCAAACGGAUGAGGAGUUCCUGAAGAAAGCCUCCCGCCAGAAGCCGGCCUGGAAGGAUGGCUGCACGGCCACCUGCGUCCUGGUGCUGGACCGCACCGUCUACGUGGCCAAUCUCGGGGACAGUCGGGCAGUGCUGUGCAGGGUGGAGCAGACGGACGGCAGUCAAAGGUCUGUGGUCCUGGCUCUCAGUCAAGAACAUAACCCCACCAUCUACGAAGAGCGGAUGAGGAUCCAGAGAGCUGGUGGAACUGUGAGGGACGGACGAGUGCUGGGAGUUCUGGAGGUUUCCAGGUCCAUUGGCGACGGUCAGUUCAAACGUUGUGGCGUCAUCUCAACGCCGGACCUGAGGAGGUGCCAGCUGACUCACAAGGAUCGGUUUCUCCUGGUGGCCUGUGAUGGCUUGUUCAAAGUCUUCUCCCCAGAAGAAGCGGUUAAGUUGGUCCUGCAGAUUCUCCAGGACGGAGGUCAGCUGGACUCAGCAACUCACCAACUUUGCAGUGAAGCAGUGAGAAGAGGCAGUGGAGACAAUGUGACUGUGAUGCUGCUCAGCGUGACAAACCCAGACCAGGCUGUUUCUCCAGCUGAUUUUAGUUGAAAUGACCAUAAAAGAACAAACUUUUCCAUCAGUGUGUCUCUUCAAUUCAGUAUGGAAUGUUGACUCUGGAGUUUU